Salvia splendens (bonfire salvia) is the source of this 564-nucleotide messenger RNA. RefSeq lists its product as uncharacterized. NCBI's taxonomy places the organism in Eukaryota, Viridiplantae, Streptophyta, Magnoliopsida, Lamiales, Lamiaceae. The record is from RefSeq and is a predicted model, not a curated record. The transcript has 2 exons. Bases 1 to 564 code for a protein of 187 amino acids.
AUGCAGAACCGACAAGAAAUGAGAUGUGGUAAUGAGAAGCAUGAAGAGGAGAAAGAGGCCCCUUUGAUGGCGCUGAAUCAUGUCUCUAGGGUUUGCCGAUCGGUGGAGGAGUCUGUUGAAUUCUACACCAAGGUUCUCGGGUUCGUGCUGAUCAAGCGGCCCGAGUCCUUACAUUUCGACGGCGCCUGGCUCUUCAACUACGGUAUCGGCAUCCACUUGGUGCAGUCCAAGGACGAGGACAAGCUUCCCCGAGAUAAGGACUGUCUGGAUCCCAUGGAUAACCAUAUCUCGUUUCAGUGCGAGGAUAUGGAGGCUAUGGUGAAGAAGCUGAAGGAGAUGAACAUUAAGUACAUGAAGAGGAGAGUGGGAGAGCAAGAAGGCGCGGCCAUCGACCAGCUGUUCUUCAAAGAUCGGGAUGGAUUUAUGAUUGAGAUUUGUAACUGCGAGAAUCUGAAGCUCGUUCCGCAGCGUUCCAUCGGCCGGAUCAAGCUUCCCUUCGACAAGCAUAAUCCGCCCAUCGAGCUCCCAACUCAUCAACAAGAUAUGCUUCUUGGUGACCUCUAG